Messenger RNA from Schistosoma haematobium, 3644 nucleotides. RefSeq names its product TATA-binding protein, variant 2. Bases 2911 to 3429 code for a protein of 172 amino acids. Gene Ontology annotation, biological process: DNA-templated transcription initiation. NCBI's taxonomy places the organism in Eukaryota, Metazoa, Platyhelminthes, Trematoda, Strigeidida, Schistosomatidae. Gene Ontology annotation, molecular function: RNA polymerase II general transcription initiation factor activity; DNA binding. The transcript is spliced from 5 exons. The record is from RefSeq and is a predicted model, not a curated record.
GUUGGUUUGGUUUUCGUACAAUUGACUAGUUGAGUCCUCCACAGAAAUACGUGGCACAUCGAUAGUUACCUGUAUCCUUCGUAUAUAAGGUUAAUUUUACUACUAAGAACUGACUUCAACAACACAUUGAUCACUUCAGAGUUAACGUGGUCUAAAUUAAUGGUUACAUUAUUACACCAUCAUUACCACAGAGAAGAGUUGUUCUAUGACCAUAACGUUACUAAGCUUAGAUAUUGUCUCGUAUCCAAAUUUAGGACACCUACUUUGGGCGUUGUACGAUUUAUUACGAGUAGAAGAACGGAAAUUUCCGUUCUUCAGAGUGGUUAUUUAAAUAACCACUCUGAAAUAAUUUCUUUAAGAAAGGUGUUUUGAUGAUAGGCCUGUAUUUCAUUGCUUUCAGAAAGGGUGUUUGUUAUUAAUAGCUAGCAAUCGGUUCCAGUACUACUCAGACCUAUCGGGUACAGAAACAUAAACCUUUAAUGGUUAUGGAGCAUUUAAUUUGACGAAUUUACUACAAUCCCAUAAUGUUAGGAGGUUCAAGUAACAAUUGCACUAACGAAAUUACUCCUCAGCGACCCGUUGGUCCAGAUUCAGAAUCCGUCGAUCUUUCAUGUGGCAUUAAAAAACCUGUUAUACAGUGAGUACACUUUACGGCAUUUUAUUCAAGGCGAGUCGUCUAUCUGUUUGAAUCACGGUUUAUCCCAUAUCUAACAAUUAAUAUUAAUACCGUCAUAUUAAAUAUGUUGUCCUCAAUAUAAGUCUUUAUCCUUGAAACUUGGUACUUCUUGUCUUUAUGAUGUAUCUAAGAGUCUCUCUGUCAACGAAAUAUUACUGGUAAAUGUUAAUUAUGUGGUUAUUCGGAACAAUCUCAUAACCGCUUACGUAAGUCCAAUCUUUUACUUUUAUUCAGUUCACUUCAACACAUAAACAGCUGUCAUGCAACCCAUAGAGAUAACAUCAGUUUAGUUCGAUUUUUAAUCAAAAGUCCAUGUGACCCUAUGCACAUUGUUAUAUCCGGACGAAGAAUAAGUGAAUGGUAACUGCUAGGAUCCAUUUAUGGAUUUUUAUUUUGUAUAUUAUUGUAUAACUAUCAAGUAACCAUUUUUCAUAUAUUUAUAUUCCUUUAAUUAUAAGCUUCUAUUUGACUCAUUCACUGUCAUUAUACGAUUUAUUACUCCUAAGUUAUUCCCAAUUUAUUAGCCACAGUCACUUUUUUGUCUGAUCUUAUAUAAUUGUUAUUUUAUGUUUUAUAGUAUUAUUAUUUGAACACAGAUAUUAGUGCAAGAGGGCACCAGAUACAUACACACAUACACAAAUCAGAUGGGCUUUGUGUGAAAGCUGUGAUACUACCCAGAUGCCCAAACCGAAAUAGGUGGUUUUCUUAGGGGUUCACAUCCGGAUCCUUCGACCUGAAGGUCUGAUCCACAAGGCAGUGGAGCAUCGUAAGGAGAUGCAGUCCCAUGGUAGCCGGUGACCAACGAUUGGUUCAUACGCCAUUUAUUCCCUCAGGAUACUGGAGCCCAUGUGCACUAUUGGUUUGGAAUCAGGGUUUUUCAACUCCCCUAGGUGGACUCUCCAUGUCCACCAACCCGGUUAAAGCGCCGGACAUUCGUUUUUCAUCCUCUCUAUUUUGUAAACAACACCCAUGGUGCGAGAAGUUAGUGAGUAGGACUUCCCUGACAGAGGCUGUAUAUGCGUGGCCAUGUGAGAGCGUUUCGAAAGGGAGAGCGGACUCUCUCCACUCUUGGCCGUACCAGGGCAUUUUGCGACUCGUGUAUAAACUGCGUAUGUCUGAAGUAUAUGAUUCAUACAGUGAAAGCUGUGUUCCGGACGCAAACAGGCAGGGUUAGUCGGAAGAACUAAUCAGAGUUGGCUCUGCGUUGUCCGUACUGGUUAACGCGUCAUUGGUUUGUUACAGUAUCAAGAUCAUAACGUUGUUGUUUUGAUUGGCGUUUUUAUCAUCUGUUAAAUCAUCAGAGCAUAGGAACAUAACACACAAUUAUUUGUAGUAUCAUUUCGUCUGGUUGUUUGCUAAACAAGCAUUAGUAAAACAGUUCAGAGGUGGAUUUUUAUUUUAAAUCCUUCCAUACAUAUGAAAUAACUAGCCAAUUUAUCAGGUACUGGCUUCUUUAUUUAGCUACGUGUCACAUUGUACAAGAGUUGGAGAUCCCACUUAUCUGCCCAAAAUAAAGUGAGUAUAAUGAUGCUUGGAAUUCUGAACUACAGAUUGAAAUCUUAUUGCUGACUAGGAAGCCACUGCUACAGCCUUGUGUGAAUUUAAUUAAAAUGAGAUUAUUCAAAAUAAGCCAAGUCCACACCAUUUAGUUGUAGCUCUUGUGUUACUAACCAAAUGUAGGUACUUAGCUUAAAGCCGCCUCAAGGUCAAUGGGUUAGUGAUUAAUGCACUCGGUUUUCAACCAAUAGGCCACAAGUUGAAACUUUACUGUUGUUUCGAACAUCCAGGAUGUAUGAUUUGUCCCCAAACAAAUACUCUGGCUCAAAGCUGAGGACCUGUAUUCAGUAAAUAACCUACUCUUAGAACCACACACCGCUUUAUUUACGUUUGUUUGGUCGUAUAUAGACAUUUCUUUCCAUAACCAUCCUUUUGUAUUAUUACUAAUACUGUUAUUACUCCUACUACACUGGAAUUAGUUUUGAUAAUCUUGCUGUGCCGUGGCAUGGCAACAAACCGAUAGAUAUAUGCCAGGCUCUAUGUUGCGUAUGACUGACUAGUCCAAAGUAUCAUACAGUAAGCAGUUUACUGCUCAUUAUAUCAAGGGUGUGUAAGUUUUGAGUUGGGUUUCUUUGUAAUGCUUUUUAUUUGCUACCAACUAUACUUGCUUUUGUAACUUCGAAUUAUGUCAAAUUAACUCAAUUUAUUAUCUUGUUCUUAUACCAAUUGUUAGCAAUAUGGUUUCUACUGUGGAUUUAGGAUGUCCUAUUGAGUUACGUAAAUUGGUACUUCAUGUCCGUAGUGCGGAAUACAAUCCACGCAGAUUUCCUGGCGUUGUCAUGCGUCUGCGUGAACCUCGUGUCACUUGUUUAGUGUUUGGAACUGGUCGCAUGGUGUGUACUGGUGCACGUUCUGAAUCAGAUGCAAAUUUAGGUUCUCGGAAAUGUGCUCGUAUACUACAAAGACUUGGGUUUGAUGUAAAAUUCAUGAACUUUACUAUUCAAAAUAUGGUUGGCUUGGCUGAUCUGAGAUUUCCAAUACGUCUGGAAGGUGUACAAUUGGCCAACGAACAGAUGACACAAUAUGAACCGGAAAUAUUUCCAGCCUUAAUUUAUCGUAUAAUAAAACCCCGUUUAGUAAUGCUUAUUUUUGUGAAUGGAAAGAUUGUUAUGACAGGUGCCAAAUCACGUGAACAUCUGUAUGAAGCAUUAAAUAAUGUUUAUCCUAUUUUAUACAAUUAUCGUAAAAUCAACUGACUAGUCAUUUGCAUAUCUGGAUAUUCUUUUGUAAUAUAUAUAAUACACGAUGUAAAUAAUUUCCUUUGAUUAAUUUUUGUUCUUCACAUGCCACUAAUACUUACCAAUGGAGCAAACAAACAUCACAGUAUUUCAUAAUAUUUUCUAGUAGACCUAGUUUUUAAAACGUUAUUACUCAACUAACUUCAGGUCACGAUGACAGUUCUCAUAAUUAC